Microdochium trichocladiopsis is the source of this 744-nucleotide messenger RNA. RefSeq lists its product as uncharacterized. The transcript has 2 exons. Gene Ontology annotation, molecular function: mitochondrion autophagosome adaptor activity. Bases 115 to 651 code for a protein of 178 amino acids. NCBI's taxonomy places the organism in Eukaryota, Fungi, Ascomycota, Sordariomycetes, Xylariales, Microdochiaceae. Gene Ontology annotation, biological process: mitophagy. The record is from RefSeq and is a predicted model, not a curated record.
CUACAUUGGUGAGAGCCACAUUGGGCAGACCGGCACGGUCACAGCCAUAGCUGCCGAAAGAGUCACCGCAAGCUCCUCCUCGCAGCUCCCGCUGCUGCCAGCUCCGCCGCCGUGAUGGCUGCAAGCAUCCCUACCCAGAUCGCCGAGACGGUCCAGACGGCACACAUCCAGCGCAACCCGUCGCCGCGCCACGACCUGAACCCCUCGACCGCCGCGUCCGCAAAAGUGCCCAUCAGCCUGCAUUCGGCCGCCAGCAAGAGCGACCUGCUGUCCGAAGACUACGACGACGUCGAGGGCUACUCGGACGACGACGACGACGAUGACGACGACAUCCCCCUAAGCGUUCUCCGCCCCCGCGCCCGCAGGACAGACUUCCCCCCCAUGCCCGACCUGCGCUUCGAGCAGAGCUACCUCAACAGCAUCUCCAAGGCACAGUCGUGGCAAGGCAUCGCGUGGAUCACGUUCAGAGACCAGAUGAUCAUGCCCUUUACCCAAGGCGUGCUCUACAACCUCGCCAUCUGCGGCUGGCAGCAUUGGAACCGUACUGCUCAGAUCAGCGGCAGUUCGUAUGGCGCCAGGUUACGCAGGUGGUGGUACCAGGUCAACAACUGGCCAGUGCCUGCGGAUUCAAGACAGAGGUCGAGGAGAUGACGGUGAUGAUCAUGGCGCAGUGAAGAGCCAAGCUCGAGGGCCGCUGGAUAUUAUUUGUACAUGUAUCGCUUGGCUACGAAGGGUUAGCUAUUU